Messenger RNA from Solanum verrucosum, 765 nucleotides. RefSeq lists its product as uncharacterized. Bases 197 to 763 code for a protein of 188 amino acids. NCBI's taxonomy places the organism in Eukaryota, Viridiplantae, Streptophyta, Magnoliopsida, Solanales, Solanaceae. The record is from RefSeq and is a predicted model, not a curated record. The transcript has a single exon.
AUCCAAAUCCAUAUUUGCAGAGGCAAUAUGUAAUUGAAUAUAUAUUACUAUAUAUAUACAUAGGUAUAUACAUACCAUCUUUAUAUAUUCAAUUACAUCUACAUUUUUAUUUCUCAUUCUUUUUUUUUCAUUUUCAACAAUUUUUCAUCAAGAAUUGGUAUUAUUGGGAUUUUUUGUACCCAACAAAUUUUAUAGCAUGAGGGUUCAUCCUAUGUCCCUGAAACGAAACAUUGCCAUUCGUGAAGGAAUCGGUUCGGGUUCAGAUUCGGAUUCGGAGCAGCGGGAACAAAUUUUAGCAGCAAUGGAAGGGAAUCCAAUGAAGAAGCUACGAAAAUUACCUCAUGUAUUCGGGAAGGUUCUAGAACUUCCGUUUCGUUCCGAUGCUGACGUGGCGGUUGAGGAAGGUCCGGAAUUCUUCCGUUUCGUGGCGGUGAUGGAAUUUGACGACGGCGGAAGCGGCGGAGCGGGAGGUGUUAGGGUGCAGGCGGUUGAGAUUCAUACUGGGAUUACCAAGAUUGUGGUGAGAAAUGGCGCCGGAGAUGGCGGAGUUGCUGGCGGAAUAGAGGAGCUAUUGUUGGAAGAGCUGAAGGUGGAUACGUGGAGGUUCAGGUUGCCGGCUACGACAAUGCCGGAGCUGGCUACGGCGGUGUUUGUGGACGGUGAGUUAAUUGUGACGGUGCCAAAAGCUGGCCGUGGCGGUGGAGAGUUCGCCGACGGUAGAGAUGUUUGGGGUGGCGGUGCCCGGCUUGUUCUUGUACAGUAACC